AUGUCGUCCACCACCACAGCCGUGCGGAAGCGCAAGACCUUCUCCCCGCUCAUAUACGAAACCAUCCAAGAGCCCGUGCUGCUUCGAGAGCUCCUGGUAGACGACAUAUACCUCCUUGGCGGGCAGUUCGCCAUCCUCUGCCAGUUUGCGCAUCCCGGCCUCGCAAAGGGCAGCUACCUCCAUUCCAGCUUCGCCUCGCGCAUCCCGCAGCGGCUCCAGAACACGGCGCGCUUCCUCAACGCCGCCGUCUACGGGACGCCCGACGAGAAGAGGGCCGUCUUCUCCGUCAUCCACGGCUACCACACGCACGUCAAGGGCGACGGGUACGACGCCAACGACCCGGAGCUGCACAAGUGGACGGCCGCCACGCUCUUUGUCGCCCUCGUCGUCGUGCAGGACGCCUUCUUCGGCGGCUUCACCGACCGGCAGAUGGAGCUGCUGUACCGCGAGUCGGCCGUGUACGGCACGUCGCUGCGCAUGCCGCCCGACAUGUGGCCGGCCACCUUGGACGACUUCUGGGCCUACUGGAACCGCAACAUCGAGACGCUCGACGUCACCGACAUGGCGCGCAAGCUGUGCCGGGACCUGCUGUAUCCCACCAAACUGCCCCUGCGCAUGCGCGCCUUGCUCCCGCUGGCGCGCGUCAUGACGGUCAACUUGUUGCCCGAGAGGCUGGCCAGGGAGUAUGGCCUGGUGCCCACCACGCUGAGUUGGCUGCAGUAUCAGGCUGUCGUGCGCACAACGAGGCUCGCGUGGCCGUUGCUGCCGCAGAGGGUGACGGGGGCUAUGCAUGCCGAGUUCAUGGAGGAUUUGAAAAAGGCCGUGGAUAGGAUUGAGAGGACGGGGCACUGGUCGUAUGAGUCGAGGCUGUAA
Messenger RNA from Metarhizium acridum CQMa 102, 873 nucleotides. RefSeq lists its product as uncharacterized. Gene Ontology annotation, molecular function: oxidoreductase activity. Lineage: Eukaryota; Fungi; Ascomycota; Sordariomycetes; Hypocreales; Clavicipitaceae. The record is from RefSeq and is a predicted model, not a curated record.